Molecule: messenger RNA, 773 nt
Organism: Pichia membranifaciens NRRL Y-2026
Lineage: Eukaryota; Fungi; Ascomycota; Pichiomycetes; Pichiales; Pichiaceae
Exons: 1
Coding region: 90-533 (147 amino acids)
Biological process (GO): regulation of mitotic cell cycle
Cellular component (GO): cyclin-dependent protein kinase holoenzyme complex; SCF ubiquitin ligase complex
Molecular function (GO): ubiquitin binding; histone binding; cyclin-dependent protein serine/threonine kinase activator activity
Source: RefSeq, a predicted model, not a curated record
ACAGUAAUGAGCAUCGUACGGAGCGAAGGGCUGGGAAGACGGAGUAUCCAUGCACCAAAGUGACCUCAGAACCAAGUGACCCUCAGCAGAUGUCAUCAUUCAAUCAGGAGGACCAUGCAGCAAAGGUGCAGGCCCAGGCCCAAGCACAGGCCCAAGCACAGGCACAAAAGCAGCAAUCACACACACAGAAUCACGGCCAUCCGCACGCUCACCACAACGCCCAUGUGCUGCAGUUGCAGAGACCAAAGCCCCUAACACAGCAGGAGAGAGAACGCAUUUUUGCCUACAGAGAUAAAUACUAUUAUUCUCCGAGGUACUCUGACGACGAAUACGAGUACCGUCAUGUUGCGCUCCCACGAGACAUGCUGAAGGUAAUCCCCUCCGACUACUUCUCCGACAAGGGGACGUUCAAAAUACUGGCUGAGGAGGAGUGGAGAACGCAAUUGGGAAUAACACAGUCCCUCGGGUGGGUGCACUACGGCUGCCAUGCACCAGAGCCCCACAUUCUUUUGUUCCGCAAGCCGAAGGCCUGAGCACGGGCCGCAAGCUUCUACACCACAAACUGACUGAUUCCCAAUUGCACACCACAGACCCUCUCAUCUAUAAAAUCUGUUGUUGUAUAGAAAGUCCACUCGUAUGUAUUAUAGCAUCGUAGAGCAUAGUAUUGUCACAUCUAGCAAAGCAAGCAGCAUAGUAACAUAUCGCGACACCGAUUCUGUCGCACUUAUCUGCGCUCAGCGAUUACCUUUUUUGGAAACUCUCUGAUCUACGAC